GGGUGAGCGGGUCACCGACCCUGUGGCCCCGCCCCUCCUCCGCCUCCUUCGCAAGCCGCCCGGGCUGCGGCUCCUCCCGGGGGCCGGUUCCCGCUGUCUCUGUUUCAGUCGCUGCACCGCGGGACCACCGGCGUGACUGACCGACCGGCCGCGGGCGCCGGGAGCCGCCGCGUCUAGCCCGGCCCUCCUGGCGGGAGCCUGGGACCCAGUUCGCCGUCCGCGCCCCUCGCCCUCCGCUCCUCGCUUUUCGCCUGGCCGGCUCCCGGCGGCCGGCUCGCUCCCGGCCCUUCCCGGGCGGCGCCGCAGCCACAGCCCGCGCCCAGGGACAGGGCCGAAAACAGCGAAAUCACAUUUCACGGUUAAAAACUAUUAAGAAGACAAUAUGGGGACUCCUGGUUCUGGAAGGAAAAGGACACCUGUAAAAGACCGAUUUUCUGCAGAAGAUGAAGCUUUGAGUAACAUUGCCAGAGAGGCAGAGGCAAGGCUGGCGGCAAAACGGGCCGCCCGGGCAGAAGCAAGAGAUAUACGCAUGAGAGAACUGGAGCGACAACAAAAAGAGCACUCUCAUUAUUCCUUUGAUCGGAAAUGGGGACAGAUUCAGAAGUGGCUGGAAGAUUCAGAAAGGGCCAGGUAUUCCCACCGGUCCAGUCAUCAUCGACCUUAUCUGGGAGUUGAGGAUACAUUGGCCAUUCGAAGUCUUGGCAGUCACAGGUAUGAUGCUAUCAAGGAUAGAUCGUCAAGACUUUCAUCAUUAAAUCAUUCUUACAGUCACUCUUAUGGAAUGAAGAAGAGGUCUUCUGGUUCUCAUAAAGACCCACUGAGUGGCCUCUACUUUGACCAGAGAAAUUAUAGCAGUCUUAGACAUAGCAAACCCACCUCUGUCUACACUCGGUCUUCUUCCCUGUGUAGUGACCCUCUGGCGACAUCAAAGAGUACCAGGGCCUCCUCUACUGCAAAUUCUGGUCUGCUGAGAAGUACCAGUCUGGUAUCAUUGUAUGAUGGUGGAUUAUAUAAUCCUUAUGGGUCUCGAACUCCAUCUGAAUACAGUUAUUACUCAUCAAGAACAAGUUCGACCCGAAGCAGUCCUGUGUUUCCUGACGAUGACACUGCAAGCAUUGCGUCUUCUGGUCGCUCCAGUCGUGGGCAAAGGGACAGUGUGGUUUCUACUGCCGAUUAUUUUAGUCGCUCCAACCGUAGGGGGAGCAUAGUCUCUGAGGUGGAUGACGUCAGUAUCCCCGAUUUGACCAGUCUGGAUGAAAAAUCUGACAAACAGUAUGCUGAAAAUUACACGAGGCCUUCAUCUCGGAAUUCUGCCUCAGCAACAACCCCUCUGAGUGGAAACUCAUCCAGACGAGGGAGCGGAGACACCAGCAGCUUAGCAGAUCCAGACACCUCAUUAAGUGAAUUGCGGGAUAUCUAUGACCUUAAGGACCAGAUACAGGAUGUAGAAGGGAGAUACAUGCAAGGGCUUAAAGAACUAAAGGAGUCUUUGUCCGAAGUGGAAGAAAAAUACAAGAAAGCCAUGGUUUCCAACGCACAGUUAGACAAUGAGAAGAACAAUUUGAUCUACCAGGUAGACACCCUCAAGGAUGUUAUUGAAGAACAGGAGGAACAGAUGGCAGAAUUUUAUAGAGAAAAUGAAGAAAAAUCAAAGGAGUUAGAAAGGCAGAAACAUAUGUGUAGUGUGCUGCAGCAUAAGAUGGAUGAACUUAAAGAAGGUCUUCGACAGAGAGAUGAGCUCAUUGAGGAGAAUCAACGAAUGCAGCAGAAAAUAGACACCGUGACAAAAGAGGUGUUUGACCUCCAGGAGACACUUCUUUGGAAAGAUAAAAACAUUAGGGCCCUAGAGAAACAGAAAGAAUACAUUGCCUGCCUUAGGAAUGAGCGAGAUAUGCUCAGAGAGGAGCUGGCUGACCUGAAGGAGACAGUGAAGACAGGAGAGAAACAUGGCUUAGUUAUAAUCCCUGAUGGCACUCCCAAUGGUGAUGUCAGUCACGAACCAGUGGUUGGAGCCAUCACCGUGGUGUCUCAGGAGGCUGCUCAGGUCUUGGAGUCUGCCGGGGAAGGUCCACUAGAUGUCAGGCUACGGAAACUUGCUGGAGAAAAGGAAGAGCUACUAUCACAGAUCCAGAGGCUGAAGCUACAGCUGGAGGAAGAGCAGCAGAAGUGCUCCCGGAGCGAGGGCUCGGCGGCUGACAUGGCGGGGCUGCACAACGGUUCCGACCUGCAGUUCAUCGAGAUGCAGAGAGAUGCCAAUAGACAAAUUAGUGAUUAUAAAUUUAAGCUUUCAAAGGCAGAACAGGAUAUAACCACGUUGGAGCAGAAUAUCAGCCGGCUCGAGGGCCAGGUGCUGAGGUACAAGACCGCCGCGGAGAACGCUGAGAAAGUGGAAGACGAACUGAAGGCAGAAAAGAGGAAGCUACAGCGAGAGUUACGAACAGCACUGGACAAGAUUGAAGAGAUGGAGAUGACCAACAGCCACCUGGCCAAGCGGCUGGAGAAGAUGAAGGCCAACAGGACAGCACUUCUGGCCCAGCAGUAGGAGGCCACUGUCCAGUUCGGGUGCUGCUCCUGGGGCCCCUCCCAGAGGGACUGACUUUUUGUCCAUUGACACAGACCCCCUUCAGUACUGUUUGAGUUUUGUCAUUAAAAUAGCCACCUUUGUAUUUUAUAAUUUAUGAGAGAAUGAAAAAGGUUUGAAUCUUCAUGAAU
Molecule: messenger RNA, 2712 nt
Organism: Ailuropoda melanoleuca (giant panda)
Lineage: Eukaryota; Metazoa; Chordata; Mammalia; Carnivora; Ursidae
Gene: LRRFIP2
Product: LRR binding FLII interacting protein 2
Exons: 28
Coding region: 383-2542 (719 amino acids)
Biological process (GO): regulation of DNA-templated transcription
Source: RefSeq, a predicted model, not a curated record